UCCCAAGUGCUUAUACUCGGCACAAGCGAAUGGCGGCAGGAACAACCCGUAUACUUUCUUUUGACUUCAAGAAAGAAGAGUUCUUUUGGACUCCCAAUCCCUACAUAUUCCCAUAUCCGACCUGGAAAUUACACUUGAUUAAUUUUAGAGGAUCUAUGGCCAUCGUGGAUGCUUCAUCAGGUAUGAAUAUUGAGAUAUGGGUGAUGAAAGAUUACAAUAAAAAACAGUGGAUUCUCGAUUAUUCCAUCAAUAUCCACAUGCUUGAAUUAGAUCCUGAAUUUGAUUUUAUUUGGGCUGUUUGUUGUGAAUGGGAGCAUGGCAUACUUUUCAUAGAUGAACCGGCCACAAUAACAUUGUUUUUGGAUCUAAGACAACCUGUUGUCACCAGGAAUCUUUUCAAACGUCCAAAUAAGGAGUGUGAUUUGGUGUCUGAGUGAAUCAUGAGUCUUAAUGGGAGCUUGUUUUCCCUAAAAAAUUAUGCAAAUUUGGUCGAAGCAGAAGAACCGGCUACUUAUAGCAAUUGGACUGAAGGAGAAGCAAGCGGGAAUAAUUUCUUCCACCUGAAAAAGUAGCACAGAGGCUUUAGUUUUUGAACCGCGGGCCAAAUGAUGACCCUAACCUGGCCUGGAGAGUCUCUUAUUCUAUAUAGAAAACUUGGCCAGUGGCCCCGACGUAUAAUCUGGUGCUCUCUUUAUGUCGUUUAGAAAU
Molecule: messenger RNA, 708 nt
Organism: Rosa chinensis
Lineage: Eukaryota; Viridiplantae; Streptophyta; Magnoliopsida; Rosales; Rosaceae
Exons: 2
Coding region: 30-437 (135 amino acids)
Source: RefSeq, a predicted model, not a curated record